Messenger RNA from Myotis daubentonii (Daubenton's bat), 2066 nucleotides. Its product is annotated as sodium-dependent phosphate transport protein 2B-like. The record is from RefSeq and is a predicted model, not a curated record. NCBI's taxonomy places the organism in Eukaryota, Metazoa, Chordata, Mammalia, Chiroptera, Vespertilionidae. Bases 3 to 2066 code for a protein of 687 amino acids. The transcript has a single exon.
AGAUGUUCAGAGCUACCAUGACUCCUUGGCCUGAGGUGGAAAAUGCCCAGCCCAACCCAGGUAAAUACAUUGGAGGCAUCACGAGCCAACAGCCCCCCACAGAUGGGAAAGGAAAGGAGACCAACAAAAAUGUCACCGGGACCUCUGAAACCAAGAUUGAACUUCUGCCAUCCCACUCCACCGCCACCCCGGUAGAGGAGCCCACCGACAUAGAAGACCCCUGGGACCUGCCCGAGCUUCAGCACAAGGGGAUCAAGUGGACAGAGAGAGACACCAAAGGGAAGAGUCUGUGUAUCUUGCAAGGGAUCGGGAAGUUCCUUCUGCUCCUGGGAUUCCUCUACCUGUUCGUGUGCUCCUUGGAUGUCCUCAGCAGUGCCUUCCAGCUGGUUGGAGGGAAAAUGGCUGGGAAGUUCUUCAGCAGCAACUCUAUCAUGUCCAACCCCCUGGCGGGACUGAUGAUCGGGGUGCUGGUGACAGCCAUGGUGCAAAGCUCGAGCACCUCCACAUCCAUCAUCGUCAGCAUGGUGGCCUCCUCACUGCUGACGGUGCGGACUGCCGUCCCCUUUGUCAUGGGAGCCAACAUUGGGACCUCAAUCACCAACACCCUCGUGGCGCUUAUGCAGGCAGGAGACCGGAAUGUGUUCAGAAGGGCUUUUGCCGGGGCCACCGUCCAUGACUUCUUCAACUGGCUCUCCGUGCUGGUGCUCCUGCCUGUGGAGGUCUCCACCCACUACCUGGAGGUCCUGACCAACCUGAUAGUGGAGUCCUUCCAUUUCAAAAGCGGAGAAAAUGCUCCGGAACUUCUGAAAGUUAUCACGAGUCCUCUUACAAAGCAAAUUAUCCAGCUGGAUAAAAAGGUUAUCAACCAGAUUGCAAUGAAUGACCCAGCAGCUCAGAACAAGAGUCUGAUCAAGAUUUGGUGCAAAACUGUGACCAAUGUGACUCAGAUGAAUGUCACCGUCCCCUCGACUCAGAACUGCACCUCCCCCAACCUCUGUUGGGCAAAUGGUUUCCACACCUGGACCAUCAAGAACGUGACCCGCCGGGAGAAUAUUGCCAAGUGCCAGCACCUCUUUGUGAAUGCCAACUUCCUGGAUCUUAUUGUUGGCAUCAUCCUGCUGGUCACCUCCCUGCUGGUACUCUGUGGCUGUCUGAUCAUGAUCGUCAAGGUCCUGGGCUCUGUGCUCGAGGGGCGAGUAGCCGUUGUCAUCAAGAAGACCAUCAACACCGAUUUCCCUUUCCCCUUUUCCUGGCUGACUGGCUACCUGGCUAUCUUAGUGGGGGCAGGCAUGACCUUCAUCGUGCAGAGCAGCUCAGUGUUCACGUCUACUUUGACCCCACUGAUCGGUGUCGGUGUAAUAAGCAUUGAGAGGGCGUAUCCACUCACGCUGGGGGCCAACAUUGGCACCACCACCACCGCCAUCAUGGCUGCCUUGGCCAGUCCAGGCAAAACCUUGAGGAGCUCACUCCAGAUCGCCCUGUGCCACUUUUUCUUCAACAUCACGGGUAUCCUUCUGUGGUACCCAAUCCCGUUCACCCGCCUGCCCAUCCGCCUGGCUAAGGGCCUUGGCAACAUCUCAGCUAAGUACCGCUGGUUUGCCGUCUUCUACCUGGUCAUCUUAUUCUUUCUGGUCCCGCUGUCCGUGUUUGGCCUCUCGCUGGCUGGGUGGCCAGUGCUGGUGGGCGUGGGGGUGCCCAUCGUCCUCGUGAUCCUUCUGGUGGUGGUGCUCAAGCUCCUGCAGGCCCGCUGCCCCCACAUCCUGCCCAAGGUGUUCCAGACCUGGAACUUCCUGCCCCUGUGCAUGCGCUCGCUGAAGCCCUGGGACAUCGCGGUCUCCCUGGCCACCGGCUGCUGCAUGAGGAACUGCUGCCGCCGCAUCCGCUGCCCCACGUGCUGCCGCUGCAGCAAGUGCUGCCAGGACCCCGUGGAGGAGGAGGCCAUCCACAUCAAGGUCCCCGAGUCCUUUCGUAGCCUCUCCAUGGUCCUGGAGGCCCCGGAAGGGGUCCCCAAGUCCAAAGCGGACGCCCUGAACACAAACACCACCUCCAGCCUCACCGCCUUGUAG